GCGCAAAUACAUUCACUGUGUUUGAGCCUAAAAUAUUGCAUUGUAGGGCGUAAGAUUCACAGCUGACUUUGUCACGCGGUAUAGCUGGAUCAAGGCUGGUCGUUUCCAUGCAGGAUGUAACCGAUGAUCCCCGAUCACAAAUGACCAACAAACUUGGCAAGAACCACCAAGAUGUCAACCUCAGCGGGAGUCCCAAGUCUAGAGAGCACGUACUUCGCCGGCGCCUCCCUACAGUUGUAUUCUCACCCGCCGCCUGACUGUCCUGCGGAUGAAUGGUGCUCCUACGGGAAAGAUGCGCUGGUCAUGACCCGGAUUGAGGAUCGCCUGAAUGCUUCCAUAGCUCGUCGAGUUCCCAUUCCUUCCAUACCCACCCAUGUCUCCAUCAUCCUCAAUAAGCGGCUCGUCUCCAGCACUCGACGUAUUCCCCAUGUCUGGACAGCACACAUCCAGGAUUCAUCAUCCGACGUCAGAUACCCGUUAACCAUGGUCGCAAAAAUAUAUGACCCAGUUUAUUUUGACUCUGAAGAGGCAGAAUACAUCGAUCCUUUCGCCCUCCACGACUUGACCGUCUCACGGGAGACAGAAGCAUAUCGACGUUUAGAGUACCUUCAGGGAGCGAAGGUCCCACGUUGUUACGGGCACUUUGUAGCUCCCCUAACCGCUCAGUGCGAUAGGUCUGUCAACGUCGUGUUGUUGGAGUACAUCCAUGGGAGGAACAUAUUAGACCUUGUUCCUCGGGAGUUAGUGGAGACGCUGUGUAGCACACACAAGGACGCCCUCAUCGAUGCGGCCCUCCGGCUUUAUUUCGAAAUCUAUGCAUGUGGAGUGGUGCAGGCAGACAUGCAACCUAGGAACGUGAUGUUGCGUUGUGCUAAGCACGAGAAUGCGCCUUUUUGCUCGACAGAAGGAUGCCCAUUGUUCUCUGAGAUGGAUUGUGAGGAUAUACAGAUGGUGAUGGUGGAUUUUGAGGACGUAGAAUUCCGAGAGCCGGAUAGCGACUUCAGCGAUCCUAUAACGCAAGAGAACCAUGUCGAGAAGGUCAAGCCAAUUUAUCUGGAGAAGUGGUUGAUGAAUGAGAUGGCUUGAACAGCCAUGAUGGAGGUAUGGCGUGUCAGGGACUCUUCAGUGUCCGGCGGAAUCGACGCUCGAGAUGUUCACUUUUGUCUAUUUCGUCCGAAUCCUCGUGCAGUCCAUACAUGACGCUAAGCUGAAGAAAACGAAGAGAGCUGGAGGCGACAGAGUGCGCUUAUACAAUCAUUGCAGAUGGUCAAUGGUCAUUGGUCAAGAAUCUAAAAGACGAUUUUGCACGUGACACGUGAUUAAUCGCUAAAUUAAAA
This is a messenger RNA of Desarmillaria tabescens, 1337 nucleotides long. RefSeq lists its product as uncharacterized. Bases 172 to 1086 code for a protein of 304 amino acids. The transcript has 2 exons. The record is from RefSeq and is a predicted model, not a curated record. Lineage: Eukaryota; Fungi; Basidiomycota; Agaricomycetes; Agaricales; Physalacriaceae.